AGAUAGGGUAUAGACGCCAACGAAAUCCCUCAGACCACAAAAGUUUACCAAGAGAAAGACAGGAAACGGACGAUAUGACUUCGAAUGAGUGAGCAUCCUACCGAGCCAUGUCAAGAAACGACAGCAUCCCAACUCUGGAGUCGGGAGAAUGUGAGAACAUGUUAGAGGACAGCGCGUCAGUAGCCAAUAAUUCCGAGGGGACUUUGAGUAAUCUCUCUUUACGUUGCUGGCUUCAUCUACUGACAAAGGAAUCUAGUUCAGAACUGCAUGGAGACGGUUCCAGUACUGCUGUGCGCGUCAUGAUUGCGCUGGUUUACUCAGUAGUGUGUGGACUUGGUCUGGUGGGAAACUCUCUAGCAUUGUAUUUGUUGCACUCACGCUACAGACAAAAACAAUCUUCCAUUAAUUGUUUUGUUAUGGCUUUGGCACUUACUGACCUACAAUUUGUUCUCACACUACCCUUUUGGGCUGUAGACACUGUCCUUGACUUCCGCUGGCCAUUUGGAAAGGUGAUGUGUAAAAUCAUCAGUUCUGUCACCACCAUGAACAUGUAUGCCAGUGUUUUCUUCCUGACAGCCAUGAGUGUGGCACGCUUUUACACGGUUAUCUCAUCCCUGAAGAUGCACAGCCGCCGUGCGUCUGCUGUCGCAGCUAAGUGGAUAUGCCUGGGUAUCUGGCUCAUUUCGCUUCUGGCCACUCUGCCCCAUGCAAUCUACUCAACCAGUGCCCAGUUCCCAGGCGAGGAGCUGUGCCUGGUACGCUUCCCCGAGACAGGCAGUUGGGACCCCCAGCUCCUCCUCGGCUUGUACCAGUUGCAGAAGGUACUGCUGGGCUUCGUCAUCCCCCUGGUGGUGAUCACCGUGUGCUAUCUCCUUCUACUGCGCUUCGUGCUGAGCCGCCGCAUCAGCGGCGUAGCGGACAGCGAGCAGGGCUGCCACAAGCGCCGCUCCAAAGUCACCAAGUCCGUUGUCAUCGUCGUGCUCUCGUUCUUCCUCUGCUGGCUGCCCAACCAGGCACUGACCCUGUGGAGCGUGCUCAUCAAGUUUGACCUGGUGCCCUUCAGCAACGCCUUCUACAACACCCAGGCCUACGCCUUCCCACUCACUGUCUGCCUGGCGCACACCAACAGCUGUCUCAACCCCGUGCUCUACUGCCUCGUCCGGCAAGAGUUCCGCGCCGGCCUCAAGGAGCUUCUGCUCCGGGCCAAACCCUCCUUCUGCAGCCUCAGCCACCUGCUGCCACGCAAGGCUAAAGUGGCAGAGGCACCCACUGUGCUGGUCCUGGUGCAAAUGGAUGUCUGACAGUGGAGACUGGAGACAAAUAGGGGUGCAUUGAGGUGCAGCAGGUGUUUGUAGGAUUGGUCCAUAAGAGGCUGCUUUGAAGGAUGUGAAAUUUAGAGUCCCACCGCGCAGUUUCUUGGCUCUCUCAAAAUAUCCUUUCAUGUUUUCUAGUAUGUCUCAUUCAUUCCUGGCUACCUCAUUGCCUCUACUGAUUUUGUAUGCAAAGCCAGUUUUGUAAGCAUUCAUAUGUUAGUCUAAUGAGGGACCUUUGCCAGGUUCAAGACCCUUAACCCCACAGAGGUGUUUCUUGGUUGUAGAUGGAAAAAUUGCUAAUUUCCUAUUUCUUAUGAGAACUCAUUCAAGAGAGACAAUAAAUUAUGGAUUUGUUUCCAAACCUUUUGAAGAUUUGUGUGUAACAAGCUGGAUCAGAAACAACAUCAGGGCAUUUCAUCUGGAGUAUGUCUGUGUUGAUGAAUAAUUAAUUACUGAAUCGAACAUAGCAAGUAAACAGAUUAAUCACCACUGUUUGUCUCUGCUUAUCAACGUUUCCCUGAUGUGAUUACAUGUGCAUCUUUUUAGAUAUACAUUUAUAGUGAUGAAGUGACGUGUAAUCAGUGAAACAGCAUAUAAGGUAGCAGCAGAGCAGACCUUGAAUAGACCUUGUUAAAUAAUAGAAGCAGAACUUGUUUGCCGUUGUUGUAAACCAUUAAUUUUCAAAUGAGUUUGACAGUGAUCAAGUCAUAUGCAAUACAUGAAUCCUUGAAUCUCUCAUUCAUCCACAGCUGUAAAGUGUGCCAGUAGCUUUUUUUCCAAAGAGGAAAAAGCUUUGCCGUGUAUACUGUACAAUAGAAGGGACUGGAGAUGCGCUAACCUAACAGGUGUAAUAAUGUAUGACUGCAGAUGAUAUGACAUUUUACUUUGGGGUGUACAUCUGUAUAUGUGCUAGCAGAAUGCUUUGUUGUCAUAUCUUACUUGGCUUUUUGCAUUGCAAUAUAUUUAAACAACUUAAUUUUCUCUCCUGUGAAAGGCUUGACAAUUAGAUGGGACAAU
Molecule: messenger RNA, 2330 nt
Organism: Alosa alosa (allis shad)
Lineage: Eukaryota; Metazoa; Chordata; Actinopteri; Clupeiformes; Clupeidae
Gene: rxfp3.2b
Product: relaxin family peptide receptor 3.2b
Exons: 2
Coding region: 108-1301 (397 amino acids)
Biological process (GO): G protein-coupled receptor signaling pathway; immune response
Cellular component (GO): membrane
Molecular function (GO): G protein-coupled receptor activity
Source: RefSeq, a predicted model, not a curated record